Molecule: messenger RNA, 1530 nt
Organism: Meyerozyma guilliermondii ATCC 6260
Lineage: Eukaryota; Fungi; Ascomycota; Pichiomycetes; Serinales; Debaryomycetaceae
Gene: APE3
Product: Ape3p
Exons: 1
Coding region: 1-1530 (509 amino acids)
Biological process (GO): proteolysis
Molecular function (GO): aminopeptidase activity; metalloexopeptidase activity
Source: RefSeq, a predicted model, not a curated record
AUGAAGUUUUCAACGGUGCUAGCAAUUGCCGUCGCUUUAAGUACCACUGCGGCCGUCCCAGUGACUCAGAAGGUGUUUGACAUCGAUGCCAAUGUCGAUGCUAUGCAAUUGUUCGAGAAACCCGAGGUCGACUCCGAACAAUUACAGCUGUUAAUUACCGACGAAGCCAUCAGUCUCCACGCCGAAAAGCUUUAUAACAUCUCCAAGAAGUCAAUUAAGCAGUAUGGUCACCCUACCCGUGUCAUUGGCUCGAAGGGACAUUGGAAAACUAUUGCGUAUAUCUUGUCUGAGCUCAAAAAAUUGAAGGGGUUUUAUCAUGUUUCGACGCAAAAGUUCCCAGCUCUUUUCGGCAAAAUUAACGACUACUCCCUUUUGAUUGACGGAAUUAGUGCCAAAAGUGUCAAGGCGUUUGAUCUUACACCUCCAACUCGAGCAGAAAAGCCUGUUCACGGUAAGUUGAUUGUUGUGGCCAACUACGGAUGUUUUGCCCUGGACUUCCCUGCUGCUUCGGCCGACAACAUUGUGAUAAUCAAGAGAGGUGAAUGUGCUUUCGGAACCAAGUCAAUUAACGCUGGAAAUGCUGGUGCGUUGGGCGCAAUCAUCUAUGAUCCUAGUCCACUUGCCGGUACGUUGGGAGACCAUACGGGCAACGAGGUGGCUACGGUUUCCAUUACCGAGAAAGAAGCCAAGCCUUAUCUUGAAAAGUUGGAAGCUGAUCCAGAGGCAGAGAUCGAAGUGACUUUGUACGUUGACGCCAAAGUGGAAAUCGUUCACACAUUGAACGUUGUAGCAGAAACAGUUGAUGGUGACCACGAUAAUGUGGUGGCAUUGGGAGCACACUCAGACUCUGUGGGAGCUGGACCUGGGAUCAAUGACGACGGUUCAGGAACCAUUUCUUUACUUGAAGUUGCGAAGCAAUUGACCAAGUUUAAGGUGAACAAUGCGGUUCGUUUUGCGUGGUGGGCCGCUGAAGAGGAAGGACUCAUUGGAUCCAAUUACUACGCUGCCAAUUUGUCGCCUGAAGAGAACCAAAAGUUGCGAGUGUUCAUGGACUACGACAUGAUGGCAUCCCCCAACUAUGAGCUCCAAGUGUACAAUGCCAACAACGAAGACCACCCUGCUGGAUCUGGCGACUUGAAGCAAUUGUACAUCGACUACUACGUGAGCCACGGCUUGAACUAUUCUUUGACACCUUUCGAUGGCAGAUCCGAUUAUGUUGGAUUUCUCGAGACCGGUAUACCAUCUGGUGGAAUUGCGACUGGAGCAGACGAGUACAAGACUCCAGAAGAACAAGCCAAGUACGGAGGAGAAGUGAAAAAAUGGCUUGAUCCAUGCUACCAUCAAGCAUGCGAUGACUUGUCGAAUCCAGACCAUGAAAUUUGGUUGUUGAACACCAGACUCAUUGCUCAUUCGGUAGCUACUUAUGCUAAGAGUUUCGAUGGGUUCCCAGAGAGGGUACCGCUCAACGAGACUGUAGCAGCAGCGAGCGUAGACAGAAUGCCUUACCGUGGCUCGCACCUUAUAAUUUGA